AAGCAGCCCCAGCAUCCGGACCGCAACAUCUCCGUCUCGCACCAUGAACCGCAAUGCUCAGCCCUUCCUUCCUGGCACCCACACUGGUGUCCCCCCAAGUUAUGAGAUACUCAAGGAGGAGCAUGAGGUGGCGGUACUCGGGAGGCCCCAGAGCCCAGCUCCCAUGGCCACCACCGUGAUCAACAUCCAGACUGAGACGUCCGUGCCCGACCACAUCGUCUGGUCCCUGUUCAACACAAUCUUCAUGAACUGGUGCUGCCUGGGCUUCGUGGCCUUUGCCUACUCCGUGAAGUCUAGGGACCGGAAGAUGGUGGGUGACGUGAUCGGGGCCCAGACCUAUGCCUCCACCGCCAAGUGCCUGAACAUCUGGGCCCUGGUCUUGGGCCUCCUUCUCACCCUUACGUUCAUCAUUCUUUUCUUCACUGGCUCACUGGUGGUUUUCCAAGCAAUUUCAGAAAUGAUGAAAGGUUAUGGAGGGUACUAGCAGUCGUCCAUGGCCUGAGGCCGUCACUCCUGUCACAGCAUUUUGUGUACAGGUCAGUCUACAACUGAAUUCAAUAAAGCAUGUGUGUGUGUGAAAAAAAAAAUGAGAGA
This is a messenger RNA of Panthera uncia (snow leopard), 594 nucleotides long. Its product is annotated as interferon-induced transmembrane protein 3-like. Lineage: Eukaryota; Metazoa; Chordata; Mammalia; Carnivora; Felidae. The coding region runs from base 44 to 484 and encodes 146 amino acids. The transcript has a single exon. Gene Ontology annotation, biological process: host-mediated suppression of symbiont invasion; type I interferon-mediated signaling pathway; response to type II interferon. Gene Ontology annotation, cellular component: plasma membrane. The record is from RefSeq and is a predicted model, not a curated record.